UAAUGCACUUGACCAUAAUCGGCGUCGGUCUGGCCACUCUUACUGCCUCCUCUGCUGCUCGACUGACCUUUGCAAUAACCACUGCGGGACUACUCCUGCUUCAUCAGGGGGAGCGAUCUCUUCACAACCUGGUGAUGCCACACGAAUAGUCCCCACUAUCGGCACAGGACUUCAAUGUUACAGCUGCGAUAAUUUGGCUGAUCCAAGCGCAUGUACUCAUGUUGUCACUUGUGAAACGGGAAAUCAAUGCAUGUUGCGUGAGGUGGCGAGGGAUGUUGUCAACAAUCCGAUAUACUCUGCUAAAUGUGAGCGAGAAACGAUAUGUCGGGUGCUUUCUCUGUACGGCCGGCGCUCUCUUGGUUGUAUUAAGUGUUGUACAACAGACCGCUGCAAUAACCACUGCGGAGCAGAUACUGUGACCACAACAACUGGUCCAGCGUUCACUCAAGCCACGCUGCCAAUUGUAACACACAUCGCAACUACUUCCGGUCAGGGGAUUAAGUGUUACAGCUGCGGAUUGAUGUCAGAUCCUGCCGCUUGUUCAAACAUCGUUACAUGUGAACGCGGACAGCAAUGCAUGUUAAAAUCCGAAGGCGCUGAUAUGCAAAAUGGAGAGUUGUAUUCGGCGAAAUGUGAAAAGGACGUGGUUUGCAACGCAGUGUCCAUGCUUGGUCGACGGUCAUCACGAACCUCGUGUGUCCAUUGCUGUACGACUGACCUCUGUAACAACAACUGUGGUCACCUCCCUUCACACCCGCCUACAAUAACUUCAACAAUAGCAACACCGAAACUCACAACAACAGCCUCAACGUCUCAAAGUACCACAAUUAAAACAACCACUCCAACAUUAAUACAAUCUUCAAUAAGUUCUACGACACCUGUACCUUCAACCUCCGGCAAUCUGACUGCCGCCGGAGAUGGUGUUCAGUGCUAUAAUUGUGACUACAUGGCCGACCCGUCACGGUGCUCGAACAUCGUCCAAUGUCCUAUAGGUCACGUGUGUAUGCUACGCAGUGUGAACUUUAAUGUCCAGGGAGGUACACAUAUAUACAAAGCAAGCUGCGAAUCCCAACAGUCGUGUCACAUGGCAGAAUCACUAGCCGCCGGGGGAUUCAGCAGCUGUGUAGUAUGCUGUAACAGCGAUCUAUGUAACAACAAAUGUCCACAACAAUCAAUGGCGUCACCAACAACGCACGUACCUACAACAUCAUCGCAUAUCAAUCUACCACAUCCGACGAUACUUCAGCCAACUCUUCAAACGCAAUUACCGACAACGACGCAAAACGCUUCCGGCCUCGGACUCCACUGCUAUGCCUGUGGUAAUAUGGCGUCACCACACGACUGUAACCACGUGACUAUCUGCAAUAAAAACGAGAUAUGCUUUCUGUACGAAUCCGAGAAUGAAAUAGCUCAGAGGAAGCUUUUCCAUUCCCGAUGUAACACCAAUCAGGUUUGCGAUGUCCUACAACAUCUCCCGCCUAUAAAAAGUAACCACACGGGUAUUGAACUUUGUCACACUUGCUGUUCAACUCCGCUGUGUAACAAUCACUGUGAUUUUUCAAAUCACCCGACUCUUCCGCCUGCCCCGACACGUCCUCCUCCUACUACAACAACGACCGCUGAUGGAAUUGUUUCAACAACUAUUACACGUGAAGAUUGUGAAAACCAUCGGUACGUUCACAUUCCCUACGCGGACCUGUGCUUUAAGUUCCACUUCCUUAACCACACAUGGGACGAGGCAGCGGCCGUGUGUCGCGCUGAGGGCGGCAGAGUCGCCACGCUUCCGACUGAAAACCAAUUCACGAUAAUGCAGACACUGGUCGGAAUCACGCCAGAAUAUCGCCACAAAAUGGUAUAUAUCGGCGCAAAAGAUCGUCACCAUAACGGAACAUACUUCUGGGACCGGGGACAGGAAAUGACGUCACAAAUCCUUCACGCACGUGGUGUUUCAACAAUCACAUCCGACGGAUGCGUAAUUAUGACGUAUUCAAAUGGUUAUGCUCUCGGCAUACAAGCAUGCACUUUGAAAGGACCAUUUAUUUGUACAAAACCGUGACAAUAAACGCUUU
Mya arenaria is the source of this 2069-nucleotide messenger RNA. RefSeq lists its product as uncharacterized. The transcript has 14 exons. NCBI's taxonomy places the organism in Eukaryota, Metazoa, Mollusca, Bivalvia, Myida, Myidae. Bases 251 to 2056 code for a protein of 601 amino acids. The record is from RefSeq and is a predicted model, not a curated record.